Messenger RNA from Pseudopipra pipra, 917 nucleotides. RefSeq names its product mediator of RNA polymerase II transcription subunit 12-like protein. Bases 102 to 917 code for a protein of 271 amino acids. The transcript has 6 exons. The record is from RefSeq and is a predicted model, not a curated record. NCBI's taxonomy places the organism in Eukaryota, Metazoa, Chordata, Aves, Passeriformes, Pipridae.
CUCUCUGACUCCUGUCCCCAGGGGUGACCAUCAGCCGGGUCCUGCACGCCUUGGAAGUGUUGGGUCGGCAUUGUUUUGACAGGUCAGACUCCAGCAAUUCCAUGGAGACACUUUAUCAUAAGAUCUUCUGGACAAAUCAGAGUAAGGAUAACCAAGAGGUUGCCCCAAACGAUGAGGCCGUGGUGAUGCUGCUCUGUGAGUGGGCUGUGAGCUGUAAGAGGUCUGGGAAGCACAGGGCCAUGGCUGUGGCCAAGCUUCUGGAGAAGAGGCGAGCAGAGAUUGAGGCAGAAAGAUGUGGUGAAUCUGAAGUCCUAGAUGAAAAGGAAUCUCUGUCUUCAGCCUCCUUGACAGGUUCCAGUCUUCCAGUUUUCCAGAAUGUCCUGCUAAGGUUUUUGGAUACACAAGCUCCCUCGUUAUCUGACCCAAGCAGUGACCAUGAGAAGACAGAGUUUGUGAAUUUGGUGCUGCUUUUCUCGGAAUUCACUCGGCAUGAUGUUUUCUCCCACGAUGCCUACAUGUGCACUUUAAUAUCUCGUGGGGACCUGUCCAUCACUGCAGCUCCCAGACAACGCUCCCCUAAUGGGGAAGCUGUAGAUGAACAUUAUUCAAAGGAUCAUGAUGUGAAACUGGAGGAUCAUGGUAUUGUGGAACAUAUGGGCAUUGACUCAGGAACCACUGGUAUUUUUGAUGAUGUAGAAAAGAGUGACUUUAAGGCAGAUUUCGGUUCAGAAUUUCCAAUCUCUUCUCACAUGCCUGGGGAGUCUUGUCAGUGUGUGACCCCUUCCUUGGAGAGAAGGAUCUCAGUCCCGAGCGAGAAGUCAGCCAAGAGGGAGAGGCUGAGAGAGCUGAUUGUGCCAGCCAACUAUCACCUCCUUCGGCACCUGCAGUACACCACACACUUCCCCAUCCCCUGGUGA